AUGAAUCUCGCCGCGGCAGUGCAGCCACGACAGCGGUCUACAAGAUCAACAGCGCAUUGGAGAAGGGCACCACGACCACCAGGACCAGGUUUACCGCUGGUUCCUUUCGCUUCGCAAGAGGAAACGCGAUCUCCGAAGACAUUUCCCGGUCCGGAUGCUCCACUUUAUGGCAGAUCUACUGACGAAAUCGAUUGUAGAAAAGCGUCUUUACGUUCAGGUGUUACAAUGGCUGCAGCAGCAAAAGGAGAAAACAGAUACGCUAAACAUUCACCUUUGAAGAAUUCUAUGUCAUUGUUUAAAUACGGUUGCUGUGUACCUACAAAUACAGUGCUAUGGUUAAUAAUAGUUCUCACUAUAUUUGCUGUAAUUGGUCUCAUAUUUUGUUUUAUGUCGAUGGUAUUUACAAGAUGGAUGUAUAAACGUCGAAUAAGAAAUAAAACUGAAACAUUGAAAAGAAGAUAUGAAGAAGAAUAUCAAUCAAGAAGGGAAAAGGAAUUUAGAAUGAAAGAACUCGCAAUGAGACCUGUACAUGGACAUCAUCAUCAUCAACGGGAACCUGUAGAAGAACCGGAGGUGGUACCGAAACAAAUAGCUGCGGAACAAAUAAAGUCUUGUACGGCAAAAGACGUUGACAUUGCUCAACAUCAAAAAUUUCUUUCUAAUAUCACUCACAAUACCGCUUACUUUAAUCUACCUGACCAGAGAGAUUCUCCACAAAAAAACCUAUUAUUCACCGGUACAACACCUUUAAAAAGUGAAUCGGGACCACCGAUGCCACCAUGCUUUUUUACUGGAACAACCCCAUUACAAUCUACUCAAAGCGAUAUUCUUAUGCCAUCAACGGGUGGUACCUCUUAUCUUACCGCUGGAACAAAACCCACAUCCACAUCUACAUCGUUUCCAACAAGUACAGGUGCUUUUGCACGUUCAUUUUCGACGACAGUUCCGUCAGAAGGAGAUGCAAACGUCCCCGUGGAACCAUUUGACGUCGCUGCUACCGCACAUGCAAUAGUUGUUGGCGCAAAUCGUGACAUUGAAAUUCGCCAACCUUUUCCUGGUGUCAUACUUCUCAAUAAGGAUCAAAGACCACUUGGACAGUGUCCCAGUGAACGCAUACUUUUAAUACCGACUCGAAGCGAUUCGAUGGUAGCAUUAGGAAUGAAACCGUCACCUGAAAGUGGAAAAUCGGCGAGCACUGCAACGAACGAAGAAAACAGUCCAUCGAUGGCCAAACAUGCUACUGCUCAUGGUUAUGUGCUCGCCUCGCUAAUAAACGAAUUGACAGAAAGUGAUUCAACGAAAAAAGCCAGUGUAGAAGGGAAGAAGAGAACCGAUUUCGAAUCGGUUUCCAAGAAACCAAAGUCACCUGGUGAAGUUGAUGUACAUCUUCCUACAGCAUUACCCGCUUACAAAGAACAACCAAAAACUGAGAUGAAAAGGAAGCGUAAAGCGUUGAAGUGUAAACCGUUAGAGAAGGAAAAAUUUCCCCCGAAAGGUGGAAUCCCCGAAUCACCUGCCUCAUCAUCCACGAGAGGUUUCUUCCCGUAUUGGACUGGUCGGAGACGAGUAUUUUCCAAGGUUGAGCCGACAAUUUCUUCAUCUGGAAAAACACAAGCUGCUAAGAUGGUUUCAUCUGAAGUCAAUAUUUGGGAGCCAAGUAGAAAGGCAUCAGUUGAAAGUUUACGACGCCGUGCUUCCGAAAGCUCUAACACGAGUACUCCUGGUAAAAAGGAACCCGCUAGGCCAGUAUCGACACCACAGCGACCACCAGUUCUUGAUGUAUACGAGCUGCGACGACAAAUGGAAAGGAUGAACGCUGAGAGAAUACGACGAGCAGAAAUAGCAAAAAUGGCUGCGGAGGAAAAUAAAAAUAGUUCAGAUGACGAGAAAUGGUCCCCGAAGGGAAAAGAACUGCACAAAUUAUCUACCAUACAAGAAGGUCGCGUAACGAGAGUAUAG
Molecule: messenger RNA, 1959 nt
Organism: Necator americanus (New World hookworm)
Lineage: Eukaryota; Metazoa; Nematoda; Chromadorea; Rhabditida; Ancylostomatidae
Exons: 17
Coding region: 1-1959 (652 amino acids)
Source: RefSeq, a predicted model, not a curated record